CCGCUUCGGUUGCUAGAGUUCUCUCUUCUUUCCUCUCUUUCCUCUCUCAUAGACGCAUAGACGAUUCUCCUUAGACUAUCAUCAUGACGACCUCUCAUAACUCUACGCUACACGAUAACAAUAAUCAUACAGGCGCUUCGACUCGCUCGCCUUCGCCGACACCUACAGUCCACGAGGAGCCAUCAAGCCCUCGUCUCCCACCUACCCACUCUCAGGAUGCUCCUGAUCUCAGUUUCCCCUACCAAACAACCGAUUACCUCCGCGCAGGUCUCACCAAUGAAUAUCGUGAAGUCGAUCCGUCUGGCGUAGUGCCUAUGCAAGGUGCCUUGUAUCGGGCACCUACGAAGGAGGCCAAACAACUAGACUUGGAGAAGUCUCGUAAAUUAUCGGAUUACCAGUUAGUUGUGUGGAAGGUGGAUGAUCCAGAGGAUCCUCGUAAUUGGUCUAAUGGCUACCGAUGGUAUCUCACAUUCGUAGUGGCUUGUUCAGUCAUUGCCUGUGCCUUUGGUUCCGCUAUCGUUACUGGCGACUUCCGCGACAUAGAACAUGAAUUUCAUGUUAGCGAAGUCGUUGUAGCACUUAGUGUUUCCCUCAUGGUCGUCGGAUUCGGUAUCGGUCCCCUGGCCUGGUCUCCUUUGUCGGAGCUCUAUGGUCGGAAGCUUUUGUUGGCGUCAUCGUUCUGGAUAUAUGUCAUAUUUAACAUUCCAUGUGCGGUCGCCAAGAAUAUCGGCACAUUGCUCGUUUGCCGCUUUUUCUGUGGUAUUUUUGCAAGUGCUCCUUUGACACUCGCUGGUGGCGUUAUCAGCGAUAUCUGGGACAACAAUGAAAGAGGUUUCGCUAUUGCGAUUUUUGCUGCUGCUCCCUACGGUGGACCAGUGGUAGCACCACUCGUUGGUGGAUUCAUCGGGGAACAGAUUGGCUGGCGUUGGCUUUUCUGGGUCAAUAUGAUCCUUGCCGGCGUUUGUGCCGUUCUGGUCACCAUCAUGCCCGAGACAUACGCGCCUGUAUUGCUUCGGAAGCGAGCGGCCAAGAUGCGCAAAGAGACCGGUCAUUACAAUAUUGUGACGGAGCAGGAAAUGUUCCCUCGACCGUUUAGUGAGAUUCUGGUCGAGACUUUGGUCAGGCCUUUCCAAAUGCUGGUGACCGAACCCAUUCUGCUCUUAAUGUCCCUCUAUAUCUCCCUCAUCUACGGUCUCCUUUACGCGUUCUUCUUCUCCUUCCCUGUCGUCUUCGGGGAGGGAUAUCACUUCAGCGACGGGAUCGUCGGUGUCACAUUCUGUAGUGUCCUGAUAGGCCUUGCAUUGGCCUUGCUUGUCACUCCUCGACUGGAGAAGUUCUACGCCAAGAAAGUUGAGGAGGGUGGUGGCAAAGCGGAUCCUGAAGCCCGACUUCCAGGGAUGAUGUUAGGCGCACCCUUUGUUCCAAUCUCUCUCUUCAUCUUCGGUUGGACGGCACCUCCAUACGUCAUGCCUGGAGGGGGUAACUGGGUUGGUCCAUGUAUAUCUGGUAUUCCCUUCGGUUUCGGAAUGGUGGUCAUUUAUUUUGCCGCCAACGCAUAUUUGAUCGACGCCUUCCCGGCCUAUGUCGCGUCCGCACUCGCUGCCAAGGUCGUUGUUCGAAGUGGCAUGGGUGCUGCCAUGCCGCUAUUCAUCACCCAGAUGUUCCAUGGCCUAGGAAAUGGUUGGGCAGCGUCUCUGUUGGCUUUCCUCGCACUUGCAAUUUGCCCCAUCCCUUUCUUGUUCUAUAAGUACGGUAAAUCCAUCCGUGCUCGUUCGAAGCGUGCGGCGUAAGCCACCAUAUAUUCGCAGCUUCAAUCAUCUAUCCAUCUUUCAUCCAUCAUCGAUUCUCAAUACUCGAGUCCACCUUCACUUGCGAUAUUAUCCGCACACCGCAUCGUCC
Molecule: messenger RNA, 1899 nt
Organism: Gloeophyllum trabeum ATCC 11539
Lineage: Eukaryota; Fungi; Basidiomycota; Agaricomycetes; Gloeophyllales; Gloeophyllaceae
Product: MFS general substrate transporter
Exons: 8
Coding region: 84-1790 (568 amino acids)
Biological process (GO): spermine transport; transmembrane transport
Cellular component (GO): fungal-type vacuole membrane
Molecular function (GO): spermine transmembrane transporter activity
Source: RefSeq, a predicted model, not a curated record